Suillus fuscotomentosus is the source of this 549-nucleotide messenger RNA. RefSeq lists its product as uncharacterized. The coding region runs from base 1 to 549 and encodes 182 amino acids. NCBI's taxonomy places the organism in Eukaryota, Fungi, Basidiomycota, Agaricomycetes, Boletales, Suillaceae. The record is from RefSeq and is a predicted model, not a curated record. The transcript is spliced from 7 exons.
AUGAUUGCAGGUACAAACAUUGCUCAGAUGAUGUGGUAUCAACCUUGGAACACUGCAUGGUUUCAAGAGAAGAUUGGAGAAUUCGAACAUGAAGAAUCCAAAGAUAUGUUGAAGAAGCUCAAAAAAGAAGCAGAUGCUGCAUGUGGCAAUGAUACCUUCUGCCUCAAGGAGCUCAUUGCUGUUGAUAUCUGUGGGGCAUUGCUCUGCCCUACUGAGUGGGACUGGAACAAUGACCACAUGAAUGCUGGUAUCUGUGAUCAAACAUCAAAUUACAUUGUGUCGGAAAACUCUUGGCUGAUGUUCACUUAUGAGGGCUACAAAAUCAACUGUGACAACCUUGAAGGAAGUUUCCUCAAGUCCAAGCUUUUGGUUCUGAUUAGUUGGCUUGCAUCUAACUUUUGUAUGGCAGGUAUCUCAUCGUGGUACACUGUGGAUGGCGACUUUGAUUAUGAAGCCUUCUGGAACAACAUUGUGGAGAUCUUUGAAGAUGUCCCUGGCCCUACCGUGCAACAAAGGAUGAAUAGGCUCCUUGAAUGGCAGACUAGGUAA